Molecule: messenger RNA, 1863 nt
Organism: Ascoidea rubescens DSM 1968
Lineage: Eukaryota; Fungi; Ascomycota; Saccharomycetes; Ascoideales; Ascoideaceae
Gene: SHE10
Product: She10p
Exons: 1
Coding region: 1-1863 (620 amino acids)
Source: RefSeq, a predicted model, not a curated record
AUGCAAAUUAGUUUUCAGUAUAACACUUCAAGGUUUCAAAAUUACUAUCAUCAAUUUCUUGAUUAUCAGAAUAUUUUCCAAUCAAGAUAUCAGCCUGAUAUUACAGUAUUUGUUGCAAAUGAUUCCUUUUCAAUAUAUUCAUCUGAUCCUGAGUCGGAUAAUGAAUCUGAUACUGAUACUAGUAAUGAUAGUCAUUAUAUUAACAUCCAUGAUGUUAGUUAUGAUGACUAUACUGAUGUUAUUACUUCAACAAUUAGGAAAACGAUUUACUCGACAAUUUCAGAUGAUGAACAAAUCUCUUCGAUACCAACCUCAAUUAAUAGCAAUUCUUAUCAAACAAUUAAUUCAGAUCUGUCAUUAAUUUCUCAAUCUUCUAUUGAUUCUUUGACUCUUACUAUUAAUCCUGCUUCCAAAUUAUCGCAAGAAGUUUCUCAUUGGAAGACAGUUGUCGCUGAAACUUGUGAAGUUGUAUUGGAGGAUUUUAAUAAUGAAGUUAAUAGUUAUCAAAUUCAAUUUUUGGAAAACAUUUUAAAACCGAAAUUACAAAAUGAACUUCGAGAUUUAAAUUAUUUUGUCAAUUCUUGUUAUAGAGAAAUUAAUUAUUUAAUUUAUAACAUUAACUCCACCAUAUUGUAUUUGAAAAAUAAUGAAAAAUUGGAUAUUAAUUUAGAUGAUUUUUAUGACAGCAUUAAAAAUAAGAUUACAACUGUUAAUCUGGAAACAAAACUUGACUUUCCAACAUUGCAGCAGCAAAAACACCAGGUUUUGAAUUUUAUGUGUCCAUUGCCGAAUGAUUUUCAUGAUGAUAGUGACUUUUGCGAGAUUGAGACAACUGAAGAUGGAAUUGAAAAACAAAAUGAUUAUAAGAAAAUGGGUGAUGAAAACAGAUUUGUCGAUACUAAAAUGAAUAAAGAGAGAGUUGAAAUGAAUGUAUCCAACAUGCCGAUCGAGUUUUAUGAAAGUGUUUUUUCUUGGAUGAAUGAAGAUUUAAAAAUCAUUGAAAUGUUAAAUUAUAUGGAGGAUAUUGGAUUUAACAAAUCUUUGCAUCAAGAGGCAAUUUUAGAACCAGAACUUCCAAGAUCUCAACAUAUAUUAAGUAAGGUGUUGAUUGGUAAAGAUAUUUCCGAAUCAAACAGCUUUAAAAGAUUGAAAUCUAAAUUUGGCAAAUAUAGUAAUUUGACCUUUAAUCAAGAUGGAAAAAUAAUUCAGAAAGUCACAAGAGAACAAGUAAGAGAAAAAUUUAGUAAAGCAAGAAAUGGGGUGGAGCAAAAAAUUAACAAUACCAAUCAAAUGAUUUCUGAAAAAUACCUUGGAGAUAUUAUUACUCAAUUUAACAACGCGAAAUUUAAGACAAUUCAGAUAUUCGAAGAAUUAGCUGCUGUUUUAACUAAUGAAUGGGAUCAAAGGUUUAUUGAAGUUUUGAGUUAUAAUCCAGGAUUUUUAAUGGAAGAAAAAAUUGAAAAGAAGCUAUCGAACUAUUCUGAAGAUAACAAUAAAAUUUUGGAUAUAUAUAAACUUAGAAAAAUAGAGUACAGACAAAAAAUGUUUGAUUUGAGCACUAAGAAAGUUACAAAUAAAUUAAACUCAAUAAAAAACUGGGAAAGCUUUAAGAACUUUUAUGAGAUAAAAGAGGUUUUGUUUGAAACUAGAAAAAAACUAAAUCGACUUGAACCAGAUUUCCAGUUUUUAGAUAAAGAACUAUCCACUUUAAAAUUCAACUAUAAGACGAUCAUGAUGGAAUCAAAACAAUAUUUAGAUAUAUUGAGAGCUCAAGCUAAUUUAGCAUUUCAAUUUAGAGAGGUUUCUGAAGCCAAAAGUCGAGGUAGAAGAUAUCAAGUUUUUAAUAGCAAUCAAUAUAUAUAA